AUGGAUCUCGUGGAUACGGAUAGCGCGGGAGCGGGAAACAAAAGACAUAUAUGGCACACCUUGCAAUACAAGCGUUCACCGUUAGCCAUAGCCAUUGACAUUGACAUCGACGUAUUAGAUUGUAUUCUGACUUUUUCUUUUCCUUUGUUGAUUUCCACAGGAUUGACAAAGUUUAUAAUCCAGGGUUCUAUACACUUUAAAUUUCGGCUCGUUUUGGAUUUUAAGAAGUUUAAGCUGUCAAGUAAAAGAAUUUUUUGGAAGUUCAAGUCAGAAAUUGAGGUCGAUUCUAUGGAAACACCGUUGCUUUCGUCAAACGAUGUUGAGGCUGAAGUUCACAAACCGAAGUUUACGGGUUUGGUUUCUACAAUGAAAUCAAACUUUUUCACGGAAUUGCCUCAAAAGCUUCGAUCUCACAUCGAUCCGGAAGACCCUUUUGACAUUGAUGUCUCCAAAGCUGUAGGCCUCAAAAGAGAUGAGAAGGACUACUACGAACGACAAAUAGCAACACUAAAAUCUUUUGAGGAAGUAGAAAGUUUUGUAGCUCGAUCACAAGAUUAUGUCAUAGAUGAAAAAAUCCAAGAAGAAGAUCGAGCUGAGAGAGCUGCACAGGAGAUAGCCAUGCAAAUCUCCAACUGGGCUAACAUUUUUUUACUUUCUCUCAAGACAUAUGCUACUAUAAAGAGUGGAUCAAUAGCAAUUGCAGCAUCGACACUUGACUCUUUGCUUGAUCUAAUGGCGGGAGGAAUACUUUGGUUCACACAUAUAUCAAUGAAGAACAUCAAUAUUUACAAAUAUCCCAUUGGAAAGCUUAGGGUGCAACCAGUUGGAAUCAUCAUUUUCGCUGCGGUUAUGGCCACUCUUGGGUUUCAAGUGCUGCUUGUGGCAGCUGAGAAAUUGAUUACAAAUGAACCUUCAGAAACAAUGAGUCAUGACCAAUUGAUAUGGUUAUAUUCAAUCAUGCUAACCGCAACCGCUAUUAAACUUGUUUUGUGGAUCUACUGCAGAAGUUCAAGAAAUAAUAUCGUCCGUGCAUAUGCAAAGGAUCAUUACUUUGAUGUGGUGACAAACGUUCUUGGAUUGGUUGCGGCUGUUCUUGGGAAUGCUUACUAUUGGUGGAUUGAUCCGUCUGGUGCAAUUGUGUUAGCCAUAUACACUAUUGUCAAUUGGUCUGGGACCGUUAUGGAAAAUGCUGUUUCAUUGAUUGGACAAGCAGCUCCUCCAGAAGUAUUGCAGAAGUUAACAUACUUAGUAUUGCGACAAGGUGCGGAUAACAUCAAACGUGUUGAUACUGUUCGUGCCUAUACAUUUGGUGUUCUUUACUUUGUUGAGGUGGAUAUAGAGCUUCCAGAAGAUUUGCCAUUGAAAGAAGCUCAUGCAAUUGGUGAAUCAUUGCAAAUAAAGCUCGAAGAACUACCAGAAGUGGAAAGAGCUUUUGUUCAUCUUGAUUUCGAGUGUAGUCACAAGCCUGAACACUCUGUUCUUUCAACAAUUCCAAACGAUUUAUGAGAAUUAUGUGUAUAAAUUUAUAUAUGUGUUCUUCCUUUUGUCUGCUUUUGUUUUUAAUUUUUUGUACUUUCUGACCUCUGCAGUUUGGGUUCUUUGGUAUUGAAUUUUUGUUUUAAUAAACUAGUGUUUCGUUGGAUACUGGACAAUGGACAUUUAUGUUUUUGUAUU
Messenger RNA from Brassica rapa (field mustard), 1674 nucleotides. RefSeq names its product putative metal tolerance protein C3. NCBI's taxonomy places the organism in Eukaryota, Viridiplantae, Streptophyta, Magnoliopsida, Brassicales, Brassicaceae. Gene Ontology annotation, cellular component: membrane. The record is from RefSeq and is a predicted model, not a curated record. Gene Ontology annotation, molecular function: manganese ion transmembrane transporter activity. Gene Ontology annotation, biological process: transmembrane transport; monoatomic cation transport.